AUGGUUCAUGCUACAAAAUCCAAAAUUCAUCAAAUUACAUCUCACGAUCAAAUUGCAUUUAAUAAUCAGAUUACACCUCAUGGUCAAACUAUGCUUCAUCAAACUAUACAACCAAAUAUGCUACCAAAUAUGCUACCAACUAUGCUCUCGAGUUUUAAUCCUUAUAAUUUAUUUUAUCAAAUAUAUCAAUCUCAAAUACUUCAACCUCAAAUAUCACAACCUCAAAUACCUCAACCCCAAACUAUCACUAGAUAUAAUAUUUCUUUAAAUCAAUUUUUUUCUGAAUUAGAUCAAAUUUAUAAUGGUAAAGGUGCAUAUAUUGCUUUAGAAAAAUUGUUUGAAGAACAAGAGAUUAUAGUAAAUAGUAUAAAAGAGUUAAAGGAUGAUCAACUAAUUGAAUUAGGAGUAACUAAAGUUAGAUGGCGUAUAAAUAUAAAACAAGAAGCUA
Molecule: messenger RNA, 448 nt
Organism: Scutellospora calospora
Lineage: Eukaryota; Fungi; Glomeromycota; Glomeromycetes; Diversisporales; Gigasporaceae
Source: the annotation of a GenBank genome assembly